CAAGCCGCCGUGGUCGUCGCUGACGUGUUAGUGCCGACGUGUGCCGUGUGCCGUGCGCCCGACGUGCUCCACUCGGGCUGCAAGUCGCAAAUUGCCGUCUUGCAGUGCAGCAGCGGUCUAGCCUAGGGCUGCCUGGGGCGCCGUGGGCCGCAGCCAGCCGUCGUAGUCGUAGUCCGGGCGAGCCGGGUCCUCCAGUUCGCCGCGCCUCCGGCCUCCGCGUCGAAUCGGCCUUCCCUCGCCCGCCGUCCCCGUUGGCCGCCGGCUGGAGCGAGAGAGAGAGGGACAGCCACACCGGGCCCGCGCCGCCCGCGCACAGAGAGCGCGACAGAGACAGAGUGAGAAAGAGAGGCGCUGUGGCGGCGUCAUGUGUCAUGGAUAAACGCACCGCCGCGUGCGUGCCCGCGUGCCCCCAGAGGCUCCAGCUGCUCCAGCUCCAGGGCGUCGGCAACCCGCUGCGCCUGCCCCGCAGGUGACGGCACGCCCAGCCGGUCCCGCCUCCCGGCCCGGGGUGUAGGGCCUUGCUCCAGGGCCUUGCUCCAGGGCCUUGCUCCAGGGCCUUGCUCCAGGGCCUUGCUCCAGGGCCUUGCUCCAGGGCCUUGCUCCAGGGCCUUGCUCCAGGGCCUUGCUCCAGGGCCUUGCUCCAGGGCCUUGCUCCAGGGCCUUGCUCCAGGGCCUUGCUCCAGCGCCCCAGCGCCUCACUCCAGCGGAGAGGCCGAAGCCGGCCGAACCUACCAUCACCAUGAUUGACAGCGAAAUCCAGCCUCCGCCGCCCAAGCUGCAACGCCUCACCAUGUUGGAGGGGUGGCGUGAAACUGGAGAGGAGAUGAUGCAGUGCGAGAUGGCCAACGACAACAUGCUGAGCUCGCAAAACCACAAGAACAACAUGGACUCCAAGAGGCCUCUGCGGCAGUGGACUUUCCAUGUUACAGCCAAUGGUAUUGCAAAAGGUGAGACAGUAUGCAUCACAGGCAGCUGUCCAGAACUGGGAAGUUGGAAGAGCACUGCUGUUGUUCCCAUGUCUCGACAAAGCCCAGAGGAGGAUAGUGACUGGACUGUCACCCUGAUGAUUCCAUCUUCCGAACCUUUGGAGUACCGCUAUGCUGUUUGUGUAAUUCUUGAGCCUGAUGCUACACGUAACCAAACAAGGCAUGUCAUUGUGCGAAGAUGGGAAACAAAUGUUGUGCCCAGAAUUUUAAAAGAGCAAGGACCACAACAAUCACCAACCAUUGAUGAGUUUGGACACUUUGACCAUUAUCAGCGCGUUGAUCGUGGCUGGUUGACAACACAGACUGUGAUACAAUUGAAGCUUUUCAAUAAUCCAAUCCAGAUGUGGAAAUCUAAACUACAGGGUGUCAAGUUGUUUGUUAAAGUCACUCCUGUGAACCUGACUCGAAGUAAUUCUUCAGCCGAAUCUGUCUAUGUUGGUGAGAACAAUCUAGAUGAGAGUUUAGGCAUUGACACACAAGAUGGACCUCAGCCAGCAGACAACUGGCCUAUCACUGAAGUAGCUGUCAUGAACCCUGAGGAAAGCGAAUUUAAGCUGCAGAGCCAGUUUGGUUGCCCAUACAACAAAGAUGAUGUUAUCAAUUUUAUGGUUAGCCUUCACAACCCUGAAAUGGUGGCUUACCUCAUGGACUUUUAUGCGUACAGCAACAAAAUGUCAGAUGGAGAUCCUCCAUACCAUGUAGGUUUUAGUUACAUUUUGCCUAUUACUCUAAAGCAGAGCUUGGGUCAGACGAUUGUUCCAAUCACCAACACCCACCAGAGACCUAUUGGACAAGUAUCUGUUGAGUAUGUUGUGAUAAAUCCAAUUCCUGGAUUUUGGUGCGAUAUGAGCACCUCCUUUACUCGGCACUGGAAGCAGAAUUGGCUUGGCUUGGAUGUAGGCCACAGGGGUUUGGGCAACUCAUUUAACAAGUUUAAGACAAAAGAGUCCAGAGGAGCUGGGUCCGAGCCUAGAGCAGUUGGAGAUGUGACGAAGCAGAGUUGCGCGGAGGUCCGAGAAAACACAAUUGCAUCUUUGAAGAAGGCUGCGUCAUUUGGUGCCGAUUUUGUAGAGUUUGAUGUGCAGCUCUCUAAGGAUUUAGUGCCGGUUAUCUACCAUGAUUUCCAUGUCUGCAUUUCAAUGAAACGCAAAAAUGACACCAAUGACAUGGAGAUGCUAGAGUUACCUGUUAAGGAGCUAACACUGGAGCAGCUUCAUCUGUUGAAGGACAUAGGCUAUCCCCAAAGUAUCAGCAAAGUUCUUCACUUUUGUGAUAAGGAGGAGGUUUAUCAUCUGGCAGAAAGUCGAGAAAAGUCCCAAAUGAUAUUUGAUGAGGAUUUGGAAGAGCAUCAACCUUUCCCUAAGCUUCAGCAAGUAUUGGAAGUUUUGGACCCUCAUGUUGGCUUUAAUAUUGAAAUUAAGUGGACGAUGCAACUGAAGGAUGGCACAUAUGAACUUAACCAUCCCUUUGACAUUAAUAUGUACUUGGACACUGUACUCACAACAGUUCUGCAGCAUGGUGGCUCAAGAAAAAUUGUGUUCUCCUGUUUCCAUCCGGACAUUUGCACUAUGAUUCGGCUAAAACAGAACAAGUACCCGGUGAUGUUCCUUACCCAGGGUGUCACAGAAAAAUAUCCAAUGUACAAUGAUCCUAUUUGUCAAACCAUCCCAAUGGCUAUUCAUUACGCUGUUGGUGCCAACAUUCUUGGCAUUAAUGUCCACACCGAAGAUAUAUUGAGAGACACUUCUCAGGUCAAGCUUGCCAAAGAUGCUGGGCUAGUGAUCUUCUGUUGGGGUGAUGACAAUAAUGAUGCAUCCACAAUCAAGCACCUGAAAGAGCUAGGCUUACAUGCUGUUAUUUAUGAUAAGAUGGACCAGUAUAAUUCCAAAGAGGUAAAAGAGAGCAUUUUCCUUGUUGAGUCUCGUGCUCAAAAAGAAAUUCGCAAAAUAGCUUCAGAUGCAUCUGUGGAUUUGUCAGAUAUGGCAUCUCAUCAACAAAGCAAUGGGAAGUACAAGCGGGACUUGGACUCCACCAUCUCAUCAAUGUCAAGCAUGUCAUCCUCUUCAACUCCUUUGUGGCCAUCCAAUGGAGUGUCUGGAGGUUUGCCUGGUGGCUUAGCCAGUGCCGGCAGGUCCGGGUCUGUCAAUGGCUCGCCAUCCUCCAACUCUGAUGCUGCCAUGGCGUGGCCCAAGCACACGGUUUCAGCUAAUGAGUAAUACAUACACACUUUCCUAUGUUUAUAAUUUCCUUCAAGUCUCACAAAGCAUGGUAUUUGCUCUGAUUUCCUCCUCUUAUUAUCUUAUUAAGCUAUAUUUUAUUGAUGGUGAUGUUUAUCUCUUGGCUUAAGCUUGAAGACAAUACAUCAAUAUUUAUUUUUGUGCAGACUGUACAGGUUUUUACUCUUGGAGUGAACUGCCUCAAAUUUUAUUAUUCAGUAUUUUACUAUGAGGUAGUUCUGUGGAAUGACUACACAGUAGCUUGGGCCAGAGUAAUGGCUUUCAUUUUAGAAUUCUGUUAUUAAAUUGUAGGCCAAUGUGAAAUUUGACAACUUUUAGACAAAAAUACAUCAAAAGGAUCUAACCAUUAUGUAAAUGAGUCCAUAGAAAAUUUAAAUUAUUUCUAGUGCAGUAGCUCAGUAUUUUGAUGGUUGCCCUUCAGAAAUUGUGAUUUAUCUCAGGAAGAUGAUUCAGCAGUAAGCAAGUUAUUUUGUGUUGAAUGUGAGCUUCUUCUAUUUUGUAUGAGAAUAAUUUUAUGAUGUCAUACUUUUUAUAAAUGUACAAAUUAAAGCCUAAAAACAGUAAGAAAGGUACAUUUGCGUGUCAAUGUAAGAGGCAGAAAAAUGUGAUGAUGAGUGAAUAGGGACUGUUUUGUGUUGCUGAUAUUACUGUUAAGUGUAAAAAUAGAGGCAUUGAAGCAAGUAGAUGGCUUGCCCUAUUGCUGUGUUGUUCCCUAGUUUUAUGACAGUGCUCUAAACCAUGGACUGACUGAACAGAGUUUCCCAUCCUACCUAUAGUGUUGUAAUUUUAUUAAUUUUAAAAAAUACUAUUAGUUUGUAAGUUUUUCAGAGCUUUAAACCACAAUAAGUAUGAAGUGAAACUAAUCAUUCUAAAUUUUUCUAGAUCUUGAGUGAGUGUUGUGGAUAGCAUUCCAACACUGACUUUGACUUCAGUCCAUGGUUUGUUAGCAUAGUACUUACUUUUCAGAAUUAGUGUCUAUUUUACGUAUACACCGCUUUGCACACUUGUGACCUUAAAAGUAGCAGAGGCCCUUUGGCUCAAAGAACAUGUUUAGAUUGAGGUUACAAGAAGAACAAAUUUCACUCCAAGUUAGUUCCAUGAAUUUUAAUUUUAACAUUGUGAAUGAAUGAAUGUUGCACGGCAACAUAUUUCUUGUGUGUGGACACAAUUGUUUUGAGACAUUAUAAUAAUAACGUCUUAACGUCUUUUUGAUGGUUGUGUAUGAUUUCCAUAUUUGGCAUUUGUAAACGGUUUUUGUAUGACACUUACGUUAAUGAAUGCUCUUCUACGUUUAAAAAUAAUAAAUGUAGGGCAGAUCAUAAAAUAAUAAAAAGCAAAAAUAAAAUUGAAACUUGUAUGUGAUCUGACCACAUUAUCUAGUGUAGGUAUUUAUUAUGGCAUGGAAAUGUUAUAACCAAUUACAAUGUGAGGUGCUUAAUUUGUACAGUGCUUCACCAAAUUUCAUUGUUCUUCCUAGUUGUUAAGAACACAUUGAUUAAGUCCAUUGCGAUGGUCCACUGUGAUAGUGAUUGUGGCAGCCAAGUCUUCCUUCUGCUUUCGUUGCACACCUGUGUGUGUUAGAUAUGCUUUUAUGCUUGUCGAUUGUUUUCAUCUGACACAAUCAAGUACUUGUAAGAAUUCACACAAAGUCCUUAAUCAAUGUGCUGUGCAAUGCAGUUUUGGAGAAGUGUUUCAAUCAGCAUUCACAUUAAAACAUUUUUUUUUUCACUUGAA
Messenger RNA from Thrips palmi, 4957 nucleotides. RefSeq names its product glycerophosphocholine phosphodiesterase GPCPD1-like. Gene Ontology annotation, biological process: glycerophospholipid catabolic process. Gene Ontology annotation, molecular function: glycerophosphocholine phosphodiesterase activity; starch binding. The transcript is spliced from 18 exons. The record is from RefSeq and is a predicted model, not a curated record. NCBI's taxonomy places the organism in Eukaryota, Metazoa, Arthropoda, Insecta, Thysanoptera, Thripidae. The coding region runs from base 740 to 3202 and encodes 820 amino acids.